AUGGCGAGGGCGGAUUCGGACAGGUUCACGGCCAUCAUCCAGCAGGUGGAUUGCCUGCACGAGCUCGUGCAGAGGCCUAGGGAGCAAAUAGCGGAUGCAGAAGCUCUGCUUGGCAUUGCAAGCACUUUGGUAACUUCGGUGAGGUCCCAGUCAUGUGAAGGAAUCACCCCUUCUGAUUUCAUAACAGCUUUACUCAAGAAGUUUGGGCAGCAAGGGACCCCUGAUGAUGAGUCUGUCUCGUUGCGAUGGGGUGAUCUCGGGCAUUCUGUUUCACAUAUCUUCAGGCCUAUGCCUGGAUGCUGUACCAUGCUUGGUCCUAUGGAUACUGAAGUAAAGCAACGGAAAGUUGCGGCUGUUGGUAGAAAAUGGACUGCACGGCCAACAGAAAAUAAUUGUCCUGAAGAGCUUGCUGAUUCUUCAGAGGAAGUAAAGUCAGACACUGACAGGAAUGUCUUAGUUAUUUUUUAUGUCCUGAGGCGAAAGAAGAGUACAAAGCUUGAAAACUUUGUUUUGAAUAGGCUUUCAUUUGCCCAAACGGUUGAAAAUAUUUUUGCACUGUCUUUCUUAGUGAAAGAUGGUCCAAGGAAUUCACCUGCUGCUAGCGCCAUAGCCUCAGGAGAAGUCUCCUACAGUCAUUUUGUUUUUAGAUUUAAUUUCAAAGACUGGAAGAUUUUUCCUCUAUUUAUCCAACCAGAGCUUAUGAAAGAAGCUGUCACGGAAGGGGAAGAGUUGUUGCCACACAGGACUUUGCAGAGCGCUCCUUGCAAUGAAGAGAAUGAUCAACCAAAUACGGAGGCACGUGCGCAAGUAACGCCUAUCAAGAAACUCACCCGGAACCGAGGCUUGAUCUUGCAGGAUCAUGUAGUCGAGGAAACUCCUGAGGAGAACCAAACGUCUAAGCGCAGGCGCCUUUUCAGAGAUCAAGAUUGA
Molecule: messenger RNA, 930 nt
Organism: Miscanthus lutarioriparius
Lineage: Eukaryota; Viridiplantae; Streptophyta; Magnoliopsida; Poales; Poaceae
Source: the annotation of a GenBank genome assembly